CAUAGACGACGGUUAUCUGAAUUUGUUUACUUUACCGAUGUCAAGACUUAUCAUAAGUAUCAUAGAAUGUACAAGGACAUGAACCUUAAAUCAGAGACUUAUAAUAACAUCUGCUUUAAUUAAACCUGGUGGAAUGGCGGCAGCAGAUACCCUAGUGUACAAUGCAAGAAUAUGGCAGAGUGGUGGCGAAGAUGCGUCGUGGAUGGUAUUUAGCACUACAACAGGAUUAAUCAAGACGCUUGGUAGAGCAGAUCCUCCUUUGAAAGCACCGGAUGUAUCAUGUUCCAUAGAUUACAAAGGCAAACGCAUUUUCCCAGGUUUCCAUGAUUCUCACAUCCACGUAAGUUUAUUAGGUCAGGCAAUGCGAAACAUUGAGCUUAACGGAGCUGGAUCGAUUGAUGAAUUUAAAGAACGGAUUCGUAGCUUCGCUGCAGCUCACCCAGAAAGAGAGUGGUUGUUUGGUAGACACUGGGAGGAAGAUGUUAUGGGGCGAUAUCCCACAAAGGACGACAUUGAAGAUGUGUGUCCGAAUAGACCAGUUAUAGUUAGUAGAGCUUGUGGGCACAUAGCCGUGGUCAACUCCAAAGCAUUCGAAAUUGCAGGAUUUGAUGAAACAACUAAGGAUAUAGUUGGUGGGAAAUUUGAACGGUAUCCUCCUGGACAUAUUCACGAGGGUAAACUCACUGGUAUAGUAAAGGAGAAAGCGUUAGAUUUAUUUGAUCUUUUCAUAACACCCGAUAGUACAGAAUGGAAAGAAAGCAUUGAACUGGCACUAAAGCAUUGCUUAGAGAAGGGCAUAACAGCUGUGCAUAGCAAUGAGCCAUGUACAUGGGGAGAAUAUUGCGAACUUGCUGACGAAAACCGUCUUCCGAUUCGUGUGUUCUUUGCCGAGUACUUUGAAAGCUUAAAAGCUAAUCCCGAAGCGUCCAAUCCAAAGCCAAAGGAAGCCCAUGGUGAGCUUCUGUCAUGUGAUCGUGUGAAGGUGUUUGCAGAUGGAGCAUUGGGGGCGAGUACAGCUGCACUAAGUGAACCAUAUAAGGGAUGCCAACAUAAAGGUCUUCUACUCCAACCGCAAGAGGUGAUCAAUGAUCUGGUGGCAGAGGCGCAUACAACGGGUUAUCGUUUAGAAAUUCAUGUCAUUGGGGAUGAGGCUGCAAACGCUGCGAUUGAAGCAUUGGAGAAAGCUGGCGUUCUGGCAAAAGACAGACCUAUUUUGACCCAUUGUCAGAUCCUUCGUGAAGACUUGCUUGCUAGGAUGAAGCGAUUGGGAGUUGUUGCUAACAUCCAACCCCAGUUUGUCAACACAGACGGAGCCUGGUUAAAUGACAGACUAGCUGGAAGUUUAUUGGAAUAUUCGUACGUCUGGAAGACACUACUGGAGAAUGGAAUACAUGUUGCUGGUGGAUCAGAUGCUCCCGUGGAGUCGCCAGAACCAUUCUUAGGUAUCUACGACGCCAUCUUUCGACAUGUGGGGACGAGAGGAGCAAAUUCUCCUGUACAUAGGCCAGACCAAUGUUACAGCUUAAAGGAGGCGGUUGAUCUGUACACAAAAGGAGGGGCAUAUGCUACGCAUCGUGAAGGUAAUUUGGGACAACUCUCACAGGGAUAUUUUGCAGAUUUUGUAGUAAUGGAUGACAACGAGGAUGUCUGUGAAGAUCCACGCAGGUUCCUAACAGCAAAAGCAGCAGAGGUUUGGGUCGCUGGAAAAAGGAAAUUAAACAUAUAUGAUUCAGUAAAAUGAAUAUCGCUCUGUUUUAUUAUUACUUUGGAUUAUAUUGUACAACGUUCUAUUGCACUUACUAGUAUUGCUUUGUAAAAUGGAAUUUCAAACUGAACAAUCUUCCUUGUUAAAUCUGCGAGUAUUAGAGACUGAAUAUUUGCAAAUAAAAAGUACAACGUCUCGAUUGUUUAACACAGUGAUUAAGGGAUUAAGCCAAAGUUGGUGAUUUAUUGCAUAUUAGACCCGGCUUAGGUAACAACACAAUAGAAUGAACUGUAGUUUAUUGUAAAGAAUAUACAAUUAUAACAAAGAA
This is a messenger RNA of Owenia fusiformis, 2033 nucleotides long. The record is from the annotation of a GenBank genome assembly. Lineage: Eukaryota; Metazoa; Annelida; Polychaeta; Sabellida; Oweniidae.